This is a messenger RNA of Humulus lupulus (European hop), 1855 nucleotides long. Its product is annotated as protein DETOXIFICATION 46, chloroplastic-like. The transcript has 14 exons. Lineage: Eukaryota; Viridiplantae; Streptophyta; Magnoliopsida; Rosales; Cannabaceae. The record is from RefSeq and is a predicted model, not a curated record. The coding region runs from base 41 to 1675 and encodes 544 amino acids. Gene Ontology annotation, biological process: transmembrane transport. Gene Ontology annotation, cellular component: membrane. Gene Ontology annotation, molecular function: xenobiotic transmembrane transporter activity; antiporter activity.
UAACGGCCUUGUCUUCCUCACCCAUUUCACCAAAAAAAAAAUGCAGCUCAUAGCUCAGUCUCUCCAUUCUCAAAUCCGAUUCUCAAACCCUAAUCCCAUCCGUCGGUUCACUGAAAGGCCCGUCUUCUUCGACCUUAGCCGCCGCUCCGUUGAUCGGCUUCCGAGGUUUGGGGUUUUGACGGCGAAGAAUGGUAGAAGUGGGCUAGUAGUCGGCGCGAGCAAUAAUCGCAGCGGCGUAGAAAUCAUUGGCGGCGGUUGUGGAAAUUCUUCGAAGAAUGUGGAAGUGGAUGGGUUCGGAGUAGAGGAUGAGAAGGAGGAAUUGGCUGAUCAUCAAAGCAUAUGGAGCCAAAUGAAGGAGAUUGUGAUGUUUUCGGGGCCAGCCACCGGGUUGUGGAUCUGUGGUCCGUUGAUGAGUCUAAUCUCAACGGCUGUCAUCGGCCGAGGAAGCUCAACUGAGCUUGCUGCUUUAGGUCCAGGUACUGUUUUUUGUGAUAAUAUGAGUAUAGUGUUCAUGUUUCUUUCGAUUUCUACUUCAAAUAUGGUUGCUACUUCACUCGCCAAAAAGGAUAAGAAGGAAGUACAACAUCAAACAUCUAUAUUGCUCUUUGUUGGGUUGACAUUUGGUGUUCUUAUGGUUUUGUUUACACAGUUCUUGAGUCCAAUGGCACUGACAGCCUUUACUGGACCGAAGAACGUGCACAUUGUCCCUGCAGCAAGCAAAUACGUUCAGAUUCGAGGAUUAGCAUGGCCUGCAAUUCUUUUCGGAUUGGUUGCUCAAAGUGCAAGUCUCGGUAUGAAAGAUUCCUUGGGACCAUUGAAGGCGCUGCUGGUUGCUAGUGCUGUGAAUGGUAUGGGUCAUGUAGUCCUUUGCAGUGUAUUACACUAUGGAAUUGUUGGAGCAGCAUGGGCUACAAUGGCAUCUCAAGUGGUUGCCGCAUAUAUGAUGAUUGAAAAUCUGAACAAGAAAGGAUACAAUGCUUUCUUAAUCUCUGUUCCAUCUCCAAAUGAAUGUCUCCAGAUAUUUGAACUAGCUGCUCCAGUGUUUGUAACAAUGUUCUCAAAGGUAGCAUUCUACUCCCUCAUUACAUAUUUUGCAACAGCUAUGGGAACUCUUACAGUUGCUGCUCAUCAGGUUAUGAUUCAAAUGUAUGGCAUAUGUGUGGUUUGGGGUGAGCCGCUCUCACAAACUGCGCAGUCAUUUAUCCCUGAAAUGUUAUACGGACUUAAUCCAAGUCUUGAGAAGGCACGAACAAUGCUGAAGUCGCUAAUGAUUAUUGGAGCCAUACUCGGAUUGUCAAUUGGGAUAAUUGGGAUAUCUAUUCCUUGGCUGUUGCCUAAUCUAUUUACAUCAGAUCCUAAAGUCAUACAAGAGAUGCAUAAGGUCUUGAUUCUGUUCUUUCUCUCAUUAUCUGUGACACCUUGUACUCACAGCCUUGAGGGAACAUUGCUGGCAGGACGAGAUUUGAAAUUUAUCAGCUCAUCAAUGAGUGGAUGCUUUGCUCUUGGUGCUACUCUAUUAAUGCUUCUAAAAAGCAGAGGGUUUGGUUUGCCUGGCUGCUGGUUUGCUCUAGUAGGAUUUCAAUGGGGUCGAUUUUUUCUUGCUCUCAACCGCCUUCUUUCUCCAAAUGGCAUCCUCUACAAUAAAGAUUUAAGCCAACAAAGAUUUGCUACUUAGUUAUAAAAUUUGGAUUUUUUUCAAAUUUAUGGGGUUUUUUAAGAUUGUUUUACAAAAAUAUGUACAUUUAAUUUUUUUAUUUAGAACUUCAUAUUCUUUCCCAUAAAUUUGAAAAAAUAUAUAAUUAUGCCACAUUUGUUAUCAUAGUUAUGUUUUCUUUUAUUAUAAGGUAAUUUUAUU